Molecule: messenger RNA, 1194 nt
Organism: Tripterygium wilfordii
Lineage: Eukaryota; Viridiplantae; Streptophyta; Magnoliopsida; Celastrales; Celastraceae
Exons: 1
Coding region: 468-1004 (178 amino acids)
Source: RefSeq, a predicted model, not a curated record
AUUACCAAUUGUAGACGCAGGAAUCUACGAUCAAUGUACUGUCCGUUUGAGGUCACCUGUAAUCUAUAAGGAUUAGAGUGAGAAUCAUCGAGUGAAAGCUAGACACCAUUGUGGUGCCGGUGAGGGAAGCUCCGACGAUCAAGUUAGUAAGCUGAUGGAGUGUUUAGAGAUUCACCAUUAGAUUAUCACCCGAGUGGUUGACAAAUACUGUUUUUGUUCCUUCCCUUUUUAGUAUCCCAUGUUACCCUCCUUAACUCCUUUUGGUUGUCCUACAUGUCAUAAGACAAAAAAAAAAUAACUGAUAAAACCGUUCUCUCUCCAAUCACACUAACAAACUUCUCGCUUUGGAUGCUCUUUAUUUGUGUCCUUAUUUUGAACUUUUCUACAUUGAUGGGUUGCACCAGAACCCCCCAUCCACCCCUCACCAUCACCUCCUCUUCUAACAUCUUUCACCUAAAGAAACUCUAAUGGAGGGGAAGAGAGGAGACAUUAGAAUAUACAUAAUCUCAGGCUUCAUCUUGGCUUGCAUCCUCGCGGGUGGAAUUUUUCUUGGUCUCUACAUUUUCCUCCCCGUCGCAGAAUCUCAAUCUUGGUAUCCGAUUGCAGGAAUCGUUCUUGUAGCCAUUCCAUGGGCAUUUUGGUUCUUUAUGUAUAUAUACAGAUGUUGUUCACCAAAAAAUGUGCAAUUUCAAGAGCGCAGCAACAUGCAUAGAUCUGCAGCUCCAUCUACCACAACCAGGGCGACAACCAACCAACGAUUAUCUGUUGACUCCCCAACCUCUUCUCCUGAUGGAAAACGUCACGUCCAUUUUGGAGCAGUUGUCGUGUUAGGAACCGCUGACAAGGUAAAUAAUGUUGGUGGUGGUGAUGGAGAUGAAGAAGACUUGGAAGAAAAUAAUUCAGGCAGGCAACAUGAAGGUAGAGUAACAUUGGAUGAGAAACCGGAUUCGGUUUCUUCUAGGGAAAGUGAGCUGCCAUUAACUCUUGGAAUGUCAUCGUCAUAAUAGUUCUGACUUCUGAAUGUGAAUUCUAUAGCCGGUUUUGGAAUCCUCGUCCAACUGUUUUAGGCCAAUGUACGUUGAUAUGAUUCCACCAGAUGAGGCAGACAUUGACAAACAAGCAGCAGCAAAUUGAGGUGAAGAACAGCCUAAAUGUAUGGCAAGACCGGGUUGCAUCGCUAGAAUCUGGUGUAUG